Messenger RNA from Chironomus riparius, 1512 nucleotides. Lineage: Eukaryota; Metazoa; Arthropoda; Insecta; Diptera; Chironomidae. The record is from the annotation of a GenBank genome assembly.
AGUUUUGAUAGCCAACAGCUUGAUUGAAGGUUGGCAAAAGUAUAAUUACGCAACAUGAAGAAGCAAGAGAAUCCGUCACUUCGAUAUGCUCGAUACUUUUGGGGAUCCCUCCUUGGAUUCACAAUUUUAUUAAUCUUUGAUAUAAUUACUGGAUUUGGAGUCACUAGCGCAGUCAUAGGCUUCUUAUUCCCAGGAAAAGUAAUAAACCUAAAGGAACCAACCGAUCGUCCAAUUAUCCUUCCAAUGCGUAAAGAAGAUGUCAAAAUUCCACCAACAUUAAAUGAUCCUUAUGAUGACCUCAGAGUCCUCGUUGUGGGUGAAAUUCCAGAAAAAUUUAAAAAUAUUAUAAUCAACAAGCAUCACCUCGAUGUGCCCUCAAAUCCCACAAUGAAGGAAUUCUUGAAUAUGACAGAAGACGAAUACAUAUCAUCACUAGAAAGAUUCCAGAAUCGAAUCUCACAACAUGAAAUGUAUCCAGAAGAUGACAGACUGGUUCAAAGAGUUCUGCAUAAUUUAGCUACUGCAAAAUUUAAUGAAUUAUAUGAAAAGUCAGGAGGUACACAAUUCAAGAUGAUUGUUAAAUACGAAAACGGCUAUCGAGCACUUUUCAAACCAAUGAGACUUCAACGCGAUCAGCAAGCAGCAUCAAGUCAUUACUACUACAACGAUUAUGAAAGACAUAAUGGAGAAAUUGCUUCAUAUCACCUUGACAAAAUUUUAGGAUUUCGCCGUGCAAUUCCGAUGGUCGGUCGUAAAAUAAAUUUAACAUCCGAAAUGUUUCCACUUGUUGACGACGAAUUAGCAUCAACAUUUUAUAUUUCACCGUCUGGUAAAGUCUGCUUUACUGGCGUCUGUGAUGUUUUUUGUGACACAAGUCAUGGAAUUUGUGGAGAUCCAUACAUGCUUGAAGGAUCGUUUGCUGCCUUCUUACCGAGACAUAAAAAUGCUACGAGAAAGGUGUGGAGACAUCCAUGGAGACGAUCGUACUCGAAAAGAAGAAAUGUUGAAUGGGAAUGGAAUGAUAAUUUCUGUGACAAGGUUAAGCAAAUCUUUCCAUACAGUGAGGGUCGACGAAUGUUGGAUUUAAUGGACAUGGCAAUUUAUGACUUCUUGAUUGGUAAUUUAGAUAGGCAUCACUACGAAACAUUCAAGACAUUUAACACAAACGAGACAUUUACUAUACAUUUGGAUCAGGGUCGUAGUUUUGGUCAACCAUUCCAUGAUGAAUUAUCGAUUCUUAUUCCAUUGAAGCAGUGCUGCAUGGUUCGCAAAUCAACAUUGAAGACAUUACUUGAUUUCCACAAAGGUCCACAAAAAAUGUCUGAUGCAUUGCGGGAAUCGCUUAAAGAUGAACCGGUCGCACCAAUCUUAUGGGAUCCACAUUUUGAUGCACUUGAUAGAAGAAACGUAAUAGUUCUUGAACAUAUUAGGAAUUGCUUGAAGGUGGAUGACGAAAAAUAAAUCAAAAUUUAAUUCAUCGUGGCUAUGGAUGUUUUACAAAAAGUAACACAG